This is a messenger RNA of Mycena citricolor, 6597 nucleotides long. Lineage: Eukaryota; Fungi; Basidiomycota; Agaricomycetes; Agaricales; Mycenaceae. The record is from the annotation of a GenBank genome assembly.
CAAAAGCAUCGGUUUCCUGUUUACCACUUUAGGCUUAGCAUUCACCACGCGCAAUGACCCCCAUCGACUCGGAUGCUUAGCACGACAAAAGAGACGACACGUCAGUAAUCAGAUAUCUCCGCCCUAUAUGGAGAAAGCACGCACUCGCUCCCGGUACAGAAGCUGGACGCAUCACUCGCCAGCCAGAGCGCGACGCCGCGCAACUCGUCCGAUCUGCCGAGCCGGCCCAAGGGAUUGAGCCCCGCCCACUUCGCAUCGAGCCCGGGCUGCUUAUCGAGGAACUCGCGUGUCAUCCUGUGCGGCUGCAAUGAGUAUCGGGCCAACGGGUCGAAGAUGGGCUGAUCGCAACUUGGUGAUGAUGUGCCCCGGGCUGAUAGUGUUCACACGUAUACCCUUCGGCGCGAGCUCACAUGCCAUGGAGCGUCCCAUCUGGAGGACGGCCGAUUUGCUGGUGUUGUAUGCGACCCAGUGGUGAUCCUGUGGGAAGCCGUCCCGGUCAAUGCGGGUGCUCGUUCUGGUUCAAGGAUGAUGCUGCCCUGAGUCCCGAGCUUCUCCAUCUGUCUCCCCACAGCCUGGGCCGCGAAAAGGACACCCGAGACGUUCACGUCCAGAACCUGUCCCCCACUUGAGCUUACAGUGUCUACAACCAAACGCCACCCACUCUGCGAAAGUCGUCAGCCUCGUACUCCAAGCACUCGGCGCCGUGCAGGAUCCCAGCGCCGGCGACGCAGAUGUCGAUGCGGCCCUCUUUCCUGACGAUUUCCUCGACGAGAGCCCACAUCCCUUUCUGGUCCGUCACGUCGCCGCUGACGUAUUCGAGCCGCCCCACCCCGGGCAUCGCAGCGGCGCUCUCCUGGACGGUGCGCCAGUCUGCGUCCGGUGCAGCAGGGAUGUCGAGGCAGUACACGGCCGCGCCUGCCUCCGCCAGCGCCAAGGCCAUCUCGAGGCCAAUGCCACGGUGCGCGCCGGUGAUGAGCGCCACGCGGUUGGAGAGCGAGAAGAGCGAGAGCGCAGUGGGGAGGGCAGGGGCCCCUGCCAGAGCAGAUUCGACGCCGGGUCUCAGAGCCAUAGGUUCGGUAUUGUGAACGGGAGGGCCAUGGAGGUGGAGUUAUAUAUGCGCGGGUGGACUCGUGGGGAUGAAUUGCGGAUGACGUCCGAGUUGCUCUCAGCUGACGGGAGUCAGGGGAUCUCUUAGCUCCCUCUUACUCACGCAUUCAAGUGUUGGAUGCCACGCGAAGUCACUGUUCAUCGACUGCGUAUAGAGACUAUCCAAAGAUAUUGAAAGGACCUUGAUGGAUUUGUACUGAUGUAAGGUGAAGGCUUUGUGUCAUCAACUCGAGAAAGCACACACUUUUGAAGUAACAAACCACUUACAUUUUGCGGGUGCGCAUCAACUCCGUCUUCACCGGACAGAACGAAAGACACAUUCACGCUCUGCGUCUCGACUGCUUUCAAUGACCCUCUGGUAUAGUUCCUCAUGACGAUCUCAUCUUGAUUGCUUGAGCGGAGAGUUGCCGAUCGAAAAUGAAACGACCGUGGGCGAGAAUGAGCCACAUCGAACACAAGUGAGUAGCCAACCGGGCUCUAGAGCUCCGAUGCCCAGACGACAGUGAGGCUGUCAGAGACGGAUGCGAUGCGGUUGUCCGUGCAUCAUCCUGAGCAGACGGAGUAGAUCCUUGACUUCAGUCAGCUUUCAGCAGACACUGAUGACAGCUGGAGGAAGAGCCCGAGUAGCUUGAUAACAACAGUUCAGGACGAGUGGAAGAUUAGGACCACAAUCGGACGAAUGGGGCCGGUCUGUGCAGGGGACGAACCUAUCACGACGACCGGAUGGUCCAGAAGUGGUGUCUUCGCAUGAGAAAAUGAAACUCCGGGGAGUAUCCCACUACUGAACAGCAAAUAUGAGACGCUUUUUCGGCCCGUAUGUUCGGCUGCGAGACUCGAAUUUGUGUGCCAUUCGAGAUUGACUUCGACCAGAAUCUUGACCUGAGGCCACGGAGGAUCUAGCUUUGAUUCCACGUCGUGCUCCGUUGAUAGUCCAUACGCUGGCUGGCGAUAAUGAGUAGUAUUGAUAUCUCCCGCCCCGAAAUGGAGAUACCACGCAAUGGGUUAGUUCUUUCGUCUAAAAACGACGAUGUGGGUUGAUCAUGUCUUGGGUCAGGAGACGGAGUUCCAACUUCAGGGCUGGGUGAAGGUAGUAAGUGUGAAGACGGCGAGUAUGACUGAUCAGUGGGGACCGUUGGGGCGAUACAAGAGUUGCUACUAGCCCGUGAUUCGUAGGAACCAGUUUUCAAUCGCAGCAACUAACAACGCCGUCCCGGCGAGUAUCUCGACUGAGACAUCAUUCGGAGUGCACCGCAUCAGGCCAACAAAAAUAUCCCCGGUAUACUUCGCUCCUCCUGCAGCUACUAGGGCCUAAGUGGCACUGACUUCCGCAUUUGAGAAGGUGAUUUCGAAGGCGACGGCUUGCGAGGCCGAGAAUCGCUGUCCGCGAAGGACUGAUUGUGGUCCCAGCACUUCUGCAGACGGGUGGCUUGGGUGAGCUGAACAUCGGCCAUUCUUCAAGUGGCCGACCGACCUGGAAGCGGACUUGGAAGAGGAUGAUUUCGGCUUUCUCGUCCGAUCAGGAUGAUACCAUCCCUUGCAUUAUGGACCGAAUGCUACCGAUCACUCACCAAUUGUUGAUGACACACUUGGCUUAUGGACUCGUACUCCAUGCACAGCGCGACACCGUGUUCCCCGACGCGGCUGCAAUCGUGCGGGCCCGCGGGAGAUAAUCGACGGAGUUCAUCGCCGUAUGCUGAGACGCAGACUCGAUCGAAGCUCGACUUCAAGUGUGUCCGCGGGCUCGACGUGACGGCUUCUCCUUCCGCGAUAAGCUACCAAGGCCUACGCGUCCACUGGUUUGUAUAAUCGCCUCUCUAGCUCCUCCGCCCCCAUUCUUCUACCUUCUGUUUUGCUGGGCUCAUCCCGAGCCAUCUCGCCAGAGCUGAUCUUCCGGGCGGUGGGGACAUGUAGCACUGAAUACGACUGCUUCGGCUUAGCGACGGUGCCGCCGAUCCCUUUCCUCGCUAGGGCGUCUGUUUGCCGGGUGUGCCAUCUCGGUCUUGCAGAGCUCUCCAAAUCAGGACUUCCCUGGGUCAAUUUCGGGUAUGGCCUCCGCGUUCGAGGAACGUGAGCGCACAAUGAUAGCAUGCUGCUUUCGCUCCCGCUUCUGCACUUUUUCCGAACGGUGCACGCCGUCUCCGUCUCUGCCCGCACGCGCUACUCCACUCAGGCCACGGUCCUGCAGCUCGCGCACACUCGACGCCGGAUCUGCGCAGCGAUGUCAAUCAAGUCUCUGCUCCCUCAUCCUUGGUUACUGUAGCAGGAUUGUCGUCAGUUCUUCCUUUUCUUCAGCGCGGAAGUAUUUGGCUUCUCAUCGUAGCACGAAAUGGACUGUCUUUCUACCACACUCUGCACCUGGAGAGGACGAACGAAGGGCUCUAUCUCCCGGCCUCCCUUCAACGGGGCAGGAAUUUGAAAGCUUGACGCUCAGUUUAGAUCGUUCGUGUCUGCAGCCGAUUCCUGCUUUGCGCGAUUACAUUAUCAUUGAAUAGUCACUGGAGCGUGGGAUUCCAAAUGGAGCUUGGGCCGUGAUGGUGAGCAGGAGAACCCUCCUUGCUGUAUCGGGUUCCACUGGCUUAUCCAAUACUCGAGCAGACAUGUCUGCUAAAAGAUGGUGGCUUGCCGCGCUGCUUUACCAUGCUUCUUCAGCGUUAUACCCGUCAGCUACAUGCGCUGUGUGGAGCGAAUGGCGAGACAGUGCGAAUUGUUCGAACGUUCAUUUCCAAGUUGACAGUGAGGUGACAGUCCUGCUAGUCUCUUUACGCCGGCUCGGUGGGAUUGAGGACCGUCUGCUCCAGUGGCCGCUGCAUCGGCUCAUACAGUUUUCGUUCUUUGAUGCGAGGAGAGAUGUCCGCCAAUGGGCAACGUGCAAAUACGUUAGGUGGUAGUCGGGCAGAUCACGGUACAACCGUUGUUAGGACCCUGCGAGGCUCUAGGCUGUGGAACAGAUCCCGUGGGUGCAAAUGCCGGACCGCACUGAAGAUUGUGGGCAGGCACGAUAGGGCACCCCUAGUCUUUUUCCGCUUCUUAUUUCAGCUCCUUGUCCACACUUUUAUUGCUUUCAUCCCAGGGGUCCCAUCCAAGUGUCUCCUUUCGCGCCAGAACCCCUUUCUUCCGUACUCCUCGUUAUUCUCGCUCAUGGUGCCCUGACACGCGGAUGGAACACAUCUUUGCCCGCUUUCGCAGAGGGAGAGCCAAGAGUGAUUCGGCCGCAGUGCAGUCGGGCUUGCCCCUCAACAAUCUCGCAAGCACCGUGUCGUCGCACUGCCAGCAGAGGGCCGAGCCAUUGUUGGAACGAAGGAUUCAUCCGGAUUUAGAUGCGCUCGUGGCAAGCUGGACACAUUGCGCAGAUUCAGAGGGUGUCCACGAGUCUGGGACUGGUCCGACAGAAGCAACCAGUGCGACAGAGAUAACGACGGCGCUGAGACCGAGUGCGAGACGGCAUUCCAUCAGUGGAACAACUCCUGUGAUACGACGGCCGGAUGCAGACGACGAGCCUGCUGGUCCAUCCAUUAUACCCGUUUCGUUCGCAGGGCGAACCCAGUCCCGCUUGUCGCGCAUUACCAGCCGCACCAGCACAACUACAGAUGACGCACGGUCUCCUUCAGCUGCAGAUUGGUCAACGUUCGGUCGCGAUGGGGGGAGGAGGGUGCUGCGCGUACCAAUGGAGGAGUUCGGGGUGGGGCGUGCGUCUCUUAGUCUUAGCCAGAGCGAAACAUCCAACUCUCAAUGGUUCUCCCAUUCUCGGCCGCAAACACCGGCGACACCUUCGACCGCGUCACAUCAAAGGACAGAAUCGGUGCCGGAGUCCCCACAAUAUCCCUCGUUCCGCUUCACCUUCGGCUCAGAUGAGGAUUCGAAGAGCGCACGGAGCGCGUCCCCGGCGUCGAAUUCACCAAGGGCAGCGAGUGGCUUGGCUUUGCCUGAGCAACCGGGAAGAAUCGAAAGCCGCCCGAGUUCUCCUAGCUCACAGGCCGUUCUUGACAAGAGUGUCUGGCUCCAACGGCGCGUCCAGAGAAGGAACAGCAAGGAUCGAGCAAGUGUGCAAGACAUAUUCGAUUUUCCCGCCUCGUCGCGGAGGCCAGGGCAAUUCAGAAGACACAGCCAUGAUUCGCAUCCCAGCCCAUUGCGCGCCGCGUUGAAGAGAACAGAGGAGUUGUAUCUGGGGUUGGAGAAUCUUGCUGAUGACAGUGUUUCGGAAGGCGGUAAUAAACGUGACAGUGAAGCGGUCACUAAUCUUGAUCAUGAUUUUGAUGCACGCGAUAACCUCGUGGACCCUUCUUCCUCCCUCUCGCCGCGCAUUUUCACUGAGUCUUCCCACUCAUCCUUACCUACCCCACACUCCCUUGAACCCUCGACAUCGGCCAUGGACCCGACUAAAGUCUAUCAUGCUCCCCGCUUUGCUCAGCCGCACAAACACGCCUUGAAGUCCGCCCGAUCCCGCGCAGCAAGCGAGGGAUCGGGAAUCGUUCUCCGGCCUCGCCCUCCUACUCGAUCAAUCUCCGAAGUGGCAGCGACUACCAAGGACAAGCGGAAAGCUCGUAUCUCUGACAGCGAAAACACCCCUCCUCUAUCUAUUGCUGCGACGAACCGCCGGACCCGCGUCACCCCCACUCUCUCACACUCACGCUCCGCAUCAUCAUCCCAAGCUCCUUCAUCCUACACCCCCCAGCAGCAGCGCACCACUAGACUCCGCCCUGCCUCCGACUCCCCGCCCUCUCCGCUGUCCACCACAAGCGACUCCGCCACACCAGAAUCCACCCCGCCCCGCAGGUCCAAGUCGACCCGCAGCUCGCCCGCAUCCGUCAGGCAAACGUCCCGCGCCACAUCCCAUAUGUCGCAGACGUCCCUGCCCAUCUCCGCGCUCGUCUCCCCGCACGCACCGUCGAUCGCGCGCUCCGCGGGGACAAACUACCACAUGCGCGAUCCGCGCAAAGCGCCCCGGGUGCAGCCGACGGGCUGGGCGCCUAUUUGGGGAACGAGCCCCGCGCACGCGUGGCUGUUCUUUCUCGGGUUUGUUGUCUUCCCGCUGUGGUGGAUUGCGGGGCUCCUCGUUCCCGUGCCGAGGACACGCAAGCUGGAUGUCGAGGAGAAGGCCGGGCGCGCGGUCGUCCUGGACGAUCCUCAGAUAGAAUCCGAUGCCCUUUCGUGGCGGAAGCGGUGUCGGAUCAUGGCAGGAGUGUCCUUGGUCACUUACAUCCCGUUCAUCGUUCUCCUCGUCGUUUUCUUGACCCGGUCGUAGGACCGCCAUCCCUGUCCUUUCCUGAUAUCCACAGCCCCAACUCUACGGGCGACGCGAAUUGUUGUUGUACUUGGCUGUAAAUGUCCCCGCCGUCCUCUACGUCGAUGGGAUCUGUACUAUCUGAUUCCACGGCACUGGUGCACGCAUUCGUGGUCGUCUGACGCAUACUUCACAUUGUACCAUUAGUAACUAGUCAGAAAUAUGUAUAAGUUAAAUGGAAGAUCUCCGGUAAACGCAUCGUCUUGUUU